Molecule: messenger RNA, 1085 nt
Organism: Gopherus flavomarginatus (Mexican gopher tortoise)
Lineage: Eukaryota; Metazoa; Chordata; Testudines; Testudinidae
Gene: DUSP14
Product: dual specificity phosphatase 14
Exons: 2
Coding region: 328-924 (198 amino acids)
Biological process (GO): protein dephosphorylation
Cellular component (GO): cytoplasm
Molecular function (GO): MAP kinase tyrosine/serine/threonine phosphatase activity
Source: RefSeq, a predicted model, not a curated record
GAGGGGAGGGGAAAGAAGGAGGGGCUGUCACAGGCUGGGAGCCGUGAGAUCAGAUGUCAGCAGCUCAGGGAGACAUUCCCAGGAAGGGAAAAGUGCUGCUCAUUCAUCACCCUGCACUGGGACAGCCUGGACCACAGCUGCUCUUGUGGAGAGGAAGCAACCUAGGAAGGGAGCUGCUGGGAACCCUGUCGAUGUCUCCCAACACCAGGGGUUAGUGACCAAGCGGAGAAAAGUUCUUCCUUAUUAAAGCCUCCAGGCAAGACAAUUUCCUUGGUAGAUCACAUUGGAUCCCUUCCUAUAAUGGAAGCCUGAGAGCCAGGAACCUCCAUGACCUCCAGAAACCACCACUCCUUACCACGAGUUCUGAUGGCACCUCGAAUGUUUACUGAAGGAGAACUUGGGGGCAUCGCCCAAAUCACCCCCUCUCUGUACCUGAGCAGGGGCAGCGUGGCCUCGAACCGACAACUUCUUCUGUCCCGGGGCAUCACCUGCAUAAUCAAUGCCACCAUUGAGAUCCCCAACUUUAACUGGCCCCAAUUUGAGUAUGUCAAAGUGCCUCUGGCUGAUGUGCCCAAUGCCCCCAUCUCCCUAUACUUUGACAGCGUGGCGGAUAAGAUACAAAGUGUCUCGCGGAAGCACGGGGCCACCUUAGUCCAUUGUGCAGCUGGUGUGAGCAGAUCGGCCACCCUGUGCAUCGCUUAUCUGAUGAAGUACUACAACGUGUCUCUGUUUGAGGCUUACAACUGGGUCAAGUCAAGGCGCCCCGUCAUACGCCCCAACGUGGGUUUCUGGAGGCAGCUGAUAGACUACGAACGGAAGUUGUUUGGGAAGACGACGGUUAAAAUGGUACAGACGCCGUAUGGUAUACUCCCAGACGUUUAUGAGAUAGAGGGGAGACACCUCAUGCCUUACUGGGGAAUUUAAUAUGACUGCAUCAACAGGAAGAAUAAGAGCACAAGAGACUUGCUGUUCUGAAUCUACCAGACUGGAGACAUCCUCUUCUCUUUUGAUGGCCGACUUUUAGUUCUUUACCAUACAGCAGAACCUUGCCAAUUGUCACGUCCCUAACCCGCAAGGCCAACACU